UCGUCGCGGCCUCCAUGCGUGCGGCCGUGCUUUCUUUCGCUCUCUCGCUCUCUCGCUGGAAGGCCAGAGCCCCUAACUGUCUUUAGAGGACUGCGCUUUCAGGCACCGGGAAGCAGAGGCAGGUCUGAAGACCUGAAUCAUGGGUGACAUUAAAAAUUUUCUGUAUGCCUGGUGUGGCAAAAGGAAGAUGACUCCAUCGUAUGAGAUUAGAGCAGUGGGGAAUAAAAACAGGCAGAAGUUCAUGUGUGAGGUGCGGGUAGAAGGAUAUAAUUAUGCUGGCAUGGGCAAUUCCACCAAUAAAAAAGAUGCACAGAGCAAUGCUGCCAGAGACUUCGUUAACUAUUUGGUUCGAAUUAAUGAAGUAAAGAGUGAAGAAGUCCCAGCUGUUGGGAUUGCACCUCCACCUGCCGUUACUGAAACAACUGACACCACAGCAAAUACUAAUAAGGAAGAUGGACAAACAACCAUGGGAGGACCUCUUCCUCCACACCUGGCUCUCAAGGCAGCAGGAGAAAAUAAUUCUGAAACUGAGGAUUCUGACUUCGGUGGUCCCACCUGGGAUCGGGGAGCCAACUUAAAGGAUUACUACUCAAGAAAGGAGGAGCAAGAAGUGCAAGCGACUUUAGAGUCAGAAGAAGUGGAUUUAAAUGCUGGGCUUCAUGGAAACUGGACCUUGGAAAAUGCUAAGGCUCGUCUGAACCAGUAUUUCCAAAAAGAAAAUAUCCAAGGAGAAUAUAAGUACACCCAAGUGGGUCCAGAUCACAACAGGAGCUUUAUCGCAGAAAUGACCAUUUAUAUCAAGCAGCUGGGCAGACGUAUUUUUGCACGUGAACAUGGAUCAAAUAAGAAGUUGGCAGCACAGUCCUGUGCUCUAUCACUUGUUAGACAACUCUACCAUCUUGGAGUGAUUGAAGCUUAUUCUGGACUGACAAAGAAAAAAGAGGGAGAGAGAGUGGAGCCUUACAAAGUUUUCCUCAAUCAAGAUUUAGAGCUUCAACUGCAAAAUGUUGUCCAAGAGCUGAAUCUUGACAUUGUGCCCCCGCCUGUUGAUCCUACUAUGCCAGUCCAGCUCAACAUGGGAAAAUUAGCUCAGUUUGAACCAUCACAGAGGCAAAAUCAAGUAGGUGUGGUUCCAUGGUCACCUCCACAGUCCAACUGGAAUCCUUGGACUAGCAGCAACAUUGAUGAGGGGCCUUUGGCUUUUGCAACUCCAGAACAAAUAAGCACAGAUCUCAAGAAUGAAUUAAUGUACCAGAUGGAACAAGAUCAUAAUUUGCAAGCUGUCUUACAGGAAAGAGAGUUACUGCCUGUGAAGAAAUUUGAAAGUGAAAUCCUGGAAGCAAUUAGUCAAAAUUCAGUAGUUAUUAUCCGGGGGGCUACUGGAUGUGGCAAAACCACACAGGUUCCACAGUUCAUUUUAGAUGACUUUAUUCAGAAUGACCGAGCUGCAGAAUGUAAUAUUGUAGUAACUCAGCCCAGGAGAAUCAGUGCGGUCUCUGUGGCAGAGCGAGUUGCAUAUGAGAGAGGUGAAGAACCUGGAAAAAGCUGUGGUUACAGUGUUCGGUUUGAAUCUAUACUUCCACGUCCUCAUGCAAGCAUAAUGUUUUGUACUGUAGGUGUGCUCCUAAGAAAACUAGAAGCAGGCAUCCGAGGCAUCAGUCAUGUAAUAGUGGAUGAAAUACAUGAAAGAGACAUUAAUACUGAUUUCCUUCUGGUAGUACUGCGUGAUGUAGUUCUGGCUUAUCCUGAAGUUCGGAUUGUUCUUAUGUCUGCUACUAUCGAUACUACCAUGUUUUGUGAAUAUUUCUUCAAUUGUCCCAUCAUUGAAGUUUAUGGGCGGACUUACCCAGUUCAAGAAUAUUUUCUGGAAGACUGCAUUCAGAUGACCCAAUUUAUUCCUCCACCAAAGGAUAAGAAAAAGAAGGACAAAGAAGAUGAUGGUGGUGAGGAUGAUGAUGCAAAUUGCAACCUGAUAUGUGGGGAUGAAUAUGGUCCAGAAACAAAGAUGAGCAUGUCUCAGCUGAAUGAAAAAGAAACUCCAUUUGAGCUGAUUGAAGCUCUACUGAAAUACAUAGAAACUCUUAAUGUACCUGGAGCUGUGUUGGUUUUUUUGCCCGGCUGGAAUUUGAUAUAUACUAUGCAGAAGCAUUUGGAAAUGAACCCACAUUUUGGAAGCCACAGGUAUCAGAUUCUACCUCUACAUUCUCAGAUUCCCCGAGAAGAACAACGGAAAGUAUUUGAUCCAGUACCAGUUGGAGUAACCAAGGUUAUUUUGUCUACAAAUAUUGCUGAAACAAGUAUCACCAUAAAUGAUGUUGUUUAUGUCAUUGACUCUUGCAAGCAGAAAGUGAAACUGUUUACUGCUCAUAACAACAUGACCAACUAUGCUACAGUAUGGGCAUCUAAAACAAACCUCGAACAGAGGAAAGGUAGAGCUGGUCGUGUACGUCCUGGGUUUUGCUUUCAUCUUUGUAGUCGAGCUCGUUUUGAGAGACUUGAAACCCACAUGACACCAGAGAUGUUUCGCACACCAUUGCAUGAAAUUGCUUUGAGCAUAAAGCUACUGCGUCUGGGAGGAAUUGGUCAGUUCCUGGCCAAGGCAAUUGAACCUCCACCUUUGGAUGCAGUGAUUGAAGCAGAGCAUACUCUCAGAGAACUUGAUGCAUUAGAUGCCAAUGAUGAAUUAACCCCUCUGGGACGAAUCCUUGCUAAACUCCCCAUUGAGCCUCGUUUUGGCAAAAUGAUGAUAAUGGGAUGUAUUUUCUAUGUGGGAGAUGCUGUCUGUACCAUUUCUGCUGCUACCUGCUUUCCAGAACCUUUCAUAAAUGAAGGAAAGCGACUGGGCUAUGUCCACAGGAACUUUGCUGGAAACCGAUUUUCUGAUCAUGUGGCUCUUUUAUCAGUGUUCCAAGCCUGGGAUGAUGCUAGAAUGGGUGGUGAGGAAGCAGAGAUACGUUUUUGUGAACACAAAAGACUUAAUAUGGCUACACUAAGAAUGACUUGGGAGGCGAAAGUUCAGCUGAAAGAAAUUCUGAUUAAUUCUGGUUUUCCAGAAGAUUGUUUGUUGACUCAAGUGUUCACCAACACUGGACCAGAUAAUAAUUUGGAUGUUGUAAUCUCUCUCCUGGCCUUUGGUGUAUAUCCCAAUGUAUGCUAUCAUAAGGAAAAGAGAAAGAUUCUUACCACUGAAGGGCGUAAUGCCCUUAUCCACAAGUCAUCAGUUAAUUGUCCUUUCAGCAGCCAAGACAUGAAGUACCCGUCUCCCUUCUUUGUGUUUGGUGAAAAGAUUCGAACCCGAGCCAUCUCUGCUAAAGGCAUGACCUUAGUCACCCCCUUGCAGUUGCUUCUCUUUGCCUCCAAAAAAGUCCAAUCUGAUGGGCAGAUUGUCUUUAUAGAUGACUGGAUCAGACUGCAAAUAUCACAUGAAGCUGCUGCGUGUAUCACUGCCCUCCGUGCAGCCAUGGAAGCUCUGGUUGUUGAAGUAUCCAAACAACCUAAUAUCAUCAGCCAGUUGGACCCUGUAAAUGAACAUAUGCUGAACAUGAUCCGCCAGAUUUCUAGGCCCUCCGCCGCUGGUAUAAACCUUAUGAUUGGUGGUGCACGAUAUGGAGAUGGUCCACGUCCUCCCAAGAUGGCCAGAUAUGAUAAUGGAAGUGGAUAUCGAAGGGGUUCUGGAUAUGGUGGUGGAGGCUAUGGUGGUGGGGGAUAUGGUGGUGGAGGCUAUGGAGGUGGGGGAUAUGGUAGUGGGGGCUAUGGUGGUGGGGGCUUUGGUGGAGGAGGUGGGGGCUUUGGAGGAAGUGGAGGUGGCUUCGGUGGUGGAGGCUUUGGCGGUGGAGGCUUUGGCGGUGGAAGUGGUGGAGGAUUUGGAGGUGGAAGUGGAGGGGGCUUUGGAGGAAACUAUGGAGGUGGUGGAGGCUUUGGAGGAAAUGAUGGUGGCUUUGGAGGGAACGGAGGAGGCUUUGGAGGGAAUGGCGGAGGUUUUGGAGGUGGUGGUGGUUUUGGCGGUAGAAACUAUGGAGGUGGUGGAGGCUAUGGUGGGGGCUCCAACUCUUACCGGGGAGGAUAUGGUGGAGGUGGAGGUGGUUUUAGAGGAGGCUCACAAGGGGGGUAUAGAGGUGGCUUUGGUGGGGACUACAGAGGAUCUGGUGGGGACUACAGAGGAUCUGGAGGAGGAGGCUACAGAGGAUCUGGAGGAUUCCAGCGAGGCGGUGGCCGGGGCAACUAUGGGGGAGGCUACUUCGGACAAGGGAGAGGAGGCGGUGGUUAUUAAACUUCGUUAUGUCAGUGCCUAUGCAUAGUUUUUUUUUAAGCAUGCUAUAUGUUUUCCCCAAGAUGUUUAUUUCCACCAAAUCAGUAAACUCAUUUCCCUUCUAUUCUGUGGUUUAUUGUAGUUUAAGGAAACCAAGCCUAUAGAGUUAGUGAUUUUGUUUAUAUUAUGUAAAAUACAAUGACCUAUUAUACAAGCACCAUGCCAGUUUGUAUUUUUUUUCUUUUAAGGAGUAAAAUUUUGCCUUUUAAAUUAACUUGGUAUUUUCUUGGCUUCAUUUAAUACAGUAAAAAAUAAAGUGUCACAAUAAAUCCCAUCUGUGUAGUUGACCAUUAAUCUCUCACAACAGUGUUUCUACAAUGCUAGUUGUAUUUUUAAUGUCGGGACCAGUUGCGCUAUUUCAAGGAACACAUACCAAGUGACACUAGCCAUUGUAACAGAGAAUGACCAUGAUAUUGAAUUGCAGUUCUUAUAGUCAACCUAAAGCUGAACAUUUUGUCUUCUAAGAUUUGUUUAAAGACCAGGGUCAGGAUGUUCUUUUCUCUAUCAGUUUGUUUUCUAUUAUGUGACAUUUAGAAAGUGCAUCAGUCUGGAGAACUCUGGGUCAAGGGUUAGAGUCUAUUUUAGGCAGUCCAAGGGAAGCAUAAAGUUUAGAAUUUGGGAUCAGGGAGGUAUAUUUCGUAUUUGUCUAGAGUAAAAUAUAUUUCAAAAGAUACUUGAUUGUACAAGUUAGAAUUUCUAGUGAACUUUCACAGUUUCCCAUGUUGAAAGCACAAUGUAGAGCGUGCAUUGACUUUAGAUUAGACAUUCUUGGGCUAACAUCUGUUUUGGUGCUUGGAAUUAAAGGCCUCAAGUUUCUGCUUGGCUUUUUUGCUUUUGUCUGGCAUCCUACCAUUUGAGCCAUACCUCUAGUCUGCUGUUUUUUGUUGUUGUUGUUGUUUUUGGCUAGUUACAGAAGAUGCAGUUGAGUGGACUCUUCUCCCCAGGCUGACUUGCAACUGAAAUCCUCCAGGUCUCAGCCUUUUGAGUAGCUAGGAUUACAAUCAGGAGCCACUGAUACCUGCUUGGAUUUGCUUUCUGUAAGUGGAUGUUUGUGCACAAAAUGUCUUUUGUUUCAGUAGUGGUGUUUAGCAUCUUCAUUCUUCACUGUUGUAGGGGCAGGGAUCAAGUUCCUUAUCCUAGCUUUAGAUUCUUCUGCAACAGGUUGAUAAUUGUAAAUAAAAAAAUCCAUAUCCUCAAACUAAUGCUUCAUUUCUGAAUACCAAACAACUGCCUGCUGGACAUGAAUCUUUGCUAAGAUCCCACAAUCACAAAGUGUUAUUUUUCAAACUU
This is a messenger RNA of Dipodomys ordii (Ord's kangaroo rat), 5599 nucleotides long. It is a transcript of the gene Dhx9, whose product is annotated as DEAH (Asp-Glu-Ala-His) box helicase 9. The transcript is spliced from 28 exons. NCBI's taxonomy places the organism in Eukaryota, Metazoa, Chordata, Mammalia, Rodentia, Heteromyidae. Gene Ontology annotation, molecular function: ATP binding; 3'-5' DNA helicase activity; 3'-5' DNA/RNA helicase activity. Bases 140 to 4270 code for a protein of 1376 amino acids. Gene Ontology annotation, cellular component: intracellular anatomical structure; ribonucleoprotein complex; nucleolus. The record is from RefSeq and is a predicted model, not a curated record. Gene Ontology annotation, biological process: regulation of mRNA processing; positive regulation of transcription by RNA polymerase II.